GUGCAAUGUUAAGCGUACAACUGUACAUGUCCAUGGAUGAUUUUCACGGUUCUUAUUUCUUUGUCUGUUUCUGAGUGUCUUUUCUAUCCUUGGGGUACAAUUGAUAGUUUCUUAGGCGACUAAACAUACUUUUUAGGCUUUGUUUUUUGUUUCUUUGGUUCAAUUAUCAAAUUAGUAUUACAGAUGAAAACCCUACUUACUUUCCCAAAAUGAUCUCAUUCUGACCACUCUUCUAUCUGUUAGCUAAGGUUCCACACGCAGGAGAUCUGAAUUUCUUGGAGCUAAGGGUUUGUCUGCAAGCCAUGUUGUUCGGCUUGUUAUGAUGCUUUCAAUUCCAUUUUCAUCAAUCAUAGAGCUACACAUUCAUUUCCAUCAUGAGGUCAGCUAGUUCUUUACUCGACGUCUUUAAAAUCUGUGUCUGUUUUCAAGUAGCUAUCUUCAUCACUCUCAUUCGCGGUUAUGUAAUUUCUUCUUCAAGUUUUCGCUUAACUCUAUUUGUAACGUUGUUGAUCCUUACAUUUCUCUCCCCAGCUCAUGCUGAAAAAGACAUGUCUUUGUUUGAGUUUUUCUUAACAAUCUUAACUAGCGCAUCAUCUUUUGUCAUUAGUGAAUCACCAUUAAUUGUGAUUCUUAUCCUCACUGAUCCAUCACUUAUAUCUAUCAUCCAACCUCGGUUGGAAAGAUUUCUAGCUAAUCGUUCUUCUAUUUCUUCCACUUCUCUUGUGAGGCCCAUCUUUGUGUUAGAAUCCAAUGAACCGCAGGCUCCCAGCUGGCCCGAAAUUCCCACAGAUAUGAUCUGUGAAAUUGGAAAUCGACUUCCUACUUUCAUAGAUUUUAAAGCGAUUUCAGCGGUUUGUAGCCGUUGGCGUUCUGCUUGUUUGGAAACUACAAGGUGGUCCUUGUUUCCAUGGCUGAUGCUUUCCGAUUCACUAGAUACUGACCUGCCAUGUUUCUUUAAUCUCUGCGACAAUAGACGUUACCACUUUUGCGGAAAACGUCUAUUGUUUUGCGGAAAACGUUGUUGGGGAUCUCAAUAUGGUUGGGUUGUAACCUUGGGUUCUGAUUAUGUAUCCCAGCUUGUGCACCUUAUGAAAGGAAAACAAAUCAAUCUUCCACCACUAGACAAAAUUCGAAGACUGGCUGGCACUGAUCUGGAGUGGUUUCGCCUUGUACACAAAUUUAUUCUUUUCAAGGACCCUUCCAAUGAGUUAUCAAAUUUCCUUGUCAUUGCAAUUUUCGGCUCCAUGAAUCGCUUGGCUUUUUCUAGAGUGGAAGAAGGAGCGGCUUUGAACAGAAGGGGACAAGGAGAGUGGGCUAUUGUUAACAAUUCAAACAAUUUGAGAUUCAAAGAUGUUGCUCGUUUUAAAGAUCAUAUAUAUGGACUUUGUGAUAAUGGCAUGCUGGUGCGCUUUGACCUUGAUGCUCCUUUGUCAGCUGAGGUACAAGUUAUUGCUUCCCAUCCAAGCAAAGAAGAUGUAGGCACACCCCAAAAACUAUAUUUGAUGGAGACAUCGAAAAAUCUUUACGGGGUUUCUCGUUAUGAAUUUUAUAUUCCUUCAAAGAUGAGGCAUGAGACUAUAUAUUUUUUGGUCUAUAAGUUUGACUUCGGUGCCAAGGUUUGGGAGGAGGUGAGAGGCUUGGAAGAUCAAGUUUUUUUUGUUGGUGAUGGCAAUUCCUGUUGCAUUCCUACAAGCAGUAUCAAUAGCAGAAGUAAUUGCAUAUAUUUCAGAGACGACAAUUGGGAUUCGCAAAGGUACCCAGGAGUGGCAUAUGGAGGCCAUGACGUGGGAGUGUUUGACAUGGCAACUAGGGUUAUUCAACCCCUUCCAUUCGCUAAGGGUUUGCCAGCAAGCCAUGUUGUUCAGCUUGUUUGAUGCUUUCAAUUUUCAUCAGUCAUAGUCUCAUAGAGUAACACAUUCAAUUACAUCAUGAUGAGGCUGGUCAGUUCUUUACUCGACGUCUUUAAAGUCUCUGUCUGAUUAUAAGUGGCUAUCUUCAUCACUCUCAUUCGCGGUUAUGUAAUUUCUUCUUCGAGCUUUCAACUCUGUUUGUAACAUUGUUGAUCCUCACAUUUCUAUCCCCUGCUCAUGCUGAAAAAGACAUGUCUUUGUUUGAGUUUUUCUUAACGAUCUUAACUCUUAACUAGCGCAUCAUCUUUUGUCAUAAGUGAGUCAGUGAGUCACCAUGAAUUGUGAUUCUUAUUUUAACUGAUCCGUCACUUAUAUCUACCAUCCAACCUUGGUUGCAAAGAUUUCUAGCUAAUCGUUCUUCUUCUUCUUCUUCUUCUUCUCCUCUUGUGAACUCCAACAUUGGGUUAGAAUCCAAUGAACCACAGGAUCCCAUCUGGUCUGAACUCCCCACAGAUAUGAUCCCUGAAAUUGGAAAUUGAAUACCUUAUUUCAUAGAUGUUAAAGCAAUUCUAACGUUUUGCAACCCUUGCCGUUCUGCUUGUUUACUUGAUUUUGUGAGUUUUGUUGUUUUAGUUACUAGGUUUAGAUGAUUCUAAUUCUAGUAACAUAAUUGCCCCCAAAACUGAGUAACUUAGUUGACUCCUAGUCCUAGACAUCUUUUAUAUAAAUAAACAAACCAGAAUAUUAUUUAACUGAAUCAAAAGAACAAAAAUCUUUCAUCACAACAAAGCAGAAAGUCAAGAGAGAAGACAGUGGAGGCAAAUACAAGACGACAAUAGCAGCAAGAAAGCCGAACACAGGGGAAGUAACCCUUUCAUCACAGCAAGCAUGUAAUCUGACCUUUAGACUUACACUUGUACAUACACAGCAACUUUAGUAUACAUGGUUACAAAUCUCACACACACCAUACACAUAUAUUCGGACCUAUACAUUUACAUCAGUUUUUUUUUUUUUUUUUUUCUUUUUUUUUUUUGGAAAUAUUUUGGAUGAGAUUUAUUGCCAAUAAAUGAUGGUACCAUAAAGGCUAAGGCCAAUGAAGAAAGGUCAAUUUUCUUUAUUUAUGCUACCUUUCUUCGAUAUAGAAAGGUAAAUAAAUAAUCUUUGCAUAUAUA
This is a messenger RNA of Quercus robur (English oak), 3022 nucleotides long. Its product is annotated as F-box protein At1g69090-like. Gene Ontology annotation, molecular function: protein binding. The transcript has 2 exons. Lineage: Eukaryota; Viridiplantae; Streptophyta; Magnoliopsida; Fagales; Fagaceae. The record is from RefSeq and is a predicted model, not a curated record. The coding region runs from base 375 to 1874 and encodes 499 amino acids.